AUGAACAUCACUCUCCUACGACCACCACCACCAUCACCAAUCUCAACCUCUCACCAACCCCUCGCACUUCACCACCACCGCACUUCUUCUUCUCCGUUCAACUUCCCCAAAACCAAAACCACUACCUCCAACUCUUUUGUGUUGAACUCCACAAACCCCUCCUCACUCUCCGCAACAUCAAAAUCAGAACCACGCGACGAAAAGCUUCUAACACUUUUACAACAGAGAAAAACUGAAGAAGCUUGGAUUGCUUACACUCUCUCCGCUCACCUCCCUAACCCCACUUUCCUCACGCGCCUCCGUAAUGAAUCCCAGCUUCACCGCCUCGACUCCAACUCCCUCGGCCUCCUCGCGGUUGCCGCUGCUAAAGCUGGUCAUACCCUCUACGCCUCCUCUGUUGUCAAAUCCAUGCUCCGCUCCGGGUAUCUCCCUCAUGUCAAAGCAUGA
Messenger RNA from Lathyrus sativus (Indian pea), 447 nucleotides. NCBI's taxonomy places the organism in Eukaryota, Viridiplantae, Streptophyta, Magnoliopsida, Fabales, Fabaceae. The record is from the annotation of a GenBank genome assembly.